UUUUUGCGAUUGCGUUCUUUUUUUUCUUGAUUUUAUUUGUCUGGGGGCGUAGAGGGUAGCGGUAUUUUCUGACGCGGAUAGAGAUAUGCGCAUUCGCACAACAGUUGUGUUUUUUGUUUAGCUACAGUAGCUCCUGCGCCUUAAUAUACGCAGUCCACUGGAUCUACGCGAGUAAUUUACUCGCCUUUGUUUAUGUUUUAUUGGGUUAUCGCUCCUAUUGCUAUUCUCGUUGAGGAUAAGCUUGUUGAACACGAGCUGAAGAUUUUUGUGUCACGGCUUUAACCCGACGAUUGAGCUUCAUUUUCACCUCGUUGCGCUCAACAUAUGAGCUCGAGCCAACUUCAACUUCACAGUAGAUCAUUGGCGGUAGGAGCUGAAAGAUUCAAAAAGUUAUGAGCUGCGAAGGCAUACCGCCGCCAUUACUCCUGCAGGAACGAAUACAAAGCCCAAGCAGACCAUCGCGGGUAAGACUCUUCAAUAUUUCACUAUGUCAUUUUGAUUCCUUCUAUCAGGGACGAGUUGUCGACAACGUAAAAAGUAACUGCACCUAGUCAGAAGAUCUGUGCUGUCCUUGUGUUGAAACACAACUGAAAAAUACACCAGGCCGAGCAGUGCAGCGACGCAGCGAAUCCCGGGCGGGAGACGACAUCAGAGAACACAUCAAAACUUGAAGCAUCAGCAGGAACUAAUCAGCAUGGCGCCGUAGAAGCGGUUCCCGGACGCCUUUCCGAAAAGGUGGAAGACACGGACGAAAAUUUGGACCCGUUUAGCGCCGCAGACCGCCAGCCCCCCGCGAUGCCGUUGACUUCCAGCGAGGAAAAUAACUUUCUACGAGGCGGUGCCGUUGAACAAAGAAGACCGAAUACAACAGACGAGCGUCAGGUUAUUCAUCUCGGUCUUUUGCCACCGCGCGAACAGGUCCAAGACCUUCUGGUUGCGGCAGUUGGCUACAACGCUGCCGAGCAGGAGGCGCUGGAUUCUAUCCUGAGCGCACAGGACUACGAGCACCUGACUUGCUCUGCAGGCACGACGGAAUCCUACGCAACCUGCGCUGAGAAUGCGCCUGAAGUGGAUGCUCUUGACUCCGCAGCUGUGACGAGUAGUGCAGCGCUCUUGCAGCUUCCGUUUCGGUCUGCUGCUGCAGCUGGUAGCAGUUCUGGUUCUGGAGGUGAAGUAAAACACGCAGAUGAUCAUGAUCAAGAAGACAGCCCUUCCCGCGCCAAACCGGCGUGGGUUGCGAAAGCCACGAUGAGGACAAAUUCCAACCCGUCCCCGUCUGUGGUUGAUGACAACGUCGUUCAAGCGGAACAGGUGGAAGUAGACGCGAGCGGACUUAGCAGGGCGGAACAGGACGAGUUCGAGUUCGAGUUGCAAGUCGAAGCUGACCCGAAAAAUGCAAGCUGCACAUCAUUGCAGGGAGCACGGCGCGCGGAGGUCGCAGUUGCAAGAGUCGGCGCCGCCAGGAGCGAAGAUGAGGACAUGACUCCCCCGGGAAGCUGCACAGUGCAAAACACCGAUCUACCAACAACGCUGCUUGCAGAAGUCGCUGCCGCGGAGAGAAAAAUGCACGAGAACCUUCUGCUUGAGGCGGGAAAUGGUAAUGAAACAAAUGACGUGGAAUUGAUUCCGCUGCUCACUGAAGCGGACUUGUUGAUGCAUUCUUCAGAUGAGGCGCCGGCGUCUAGGUCUAGCGCACCCGUUCCAGCGGAGAUGCAGAACGUAAGUAGAAACUAUGCCGCUGUGCCUUUGCGCUUUCGCUUUUAUUUAUUGUUUUUUUGGUUCCUCGACUCCCAUGCAGCCAUUUGCAUUGCAAUUCCUGCUGAUCCUGAUGAAGAUGUGGAUGAUCCCGUUUAACUGUAUCGACAACAAGCAGAUGAAUUAAUAGAGGAGCUGCUAGUACAAGUUGUAUUAAUUUGCAACACCAUAUAAAACUAACAGCAAGGAGCUUCCUGCUCGUCCGACGAGUGUCUCGACGAGAAUGACAAAAGACGGGUACGGUUCGUAAUGGAACCGGAGAUGUGUUCCCCGGCCUCGUCGCAACUGCAGUCCAAGUCCUCAACUGGUGACGCAGCAGCGACACAAGAACAAGAAGGGGCGGUUGCUCCAGUCGCACCUGCUCCCAUUUCUGAAAAUGAGCCAGCCCCAGCGUCGCGAGGCGAGGCACUCGAUGAUAACGUUCCAGUUGCAGUCGACGAGCAGCCUGACGUAGAUGAUACCCCUAGCGUUACCGUCACCAUUACUACGGAAGCUGGAAAAGGAGGCAGGCGGUUUGCUUCUUCAUCAUCGUCUUCGCAGCUGCAGCCUGUCAAAGCGCGCGGGAAGGGAGGCGCGAAGGGCCGGAAGGGAGCCGGACCGUCGUCCUCUGCGACCGUUAGGCAAGUCGGGAAGAAUAUGUCGACAUCAGUGGUCACCACCGCCAGCUCCAGCAGCGCAGCUUCGAAGCGUGGUGCUUCGACAAGAAGCUCCUCGCGCCCCGCGUCGACAACUUCCAGGUCGCCACAAGCCUCGCCGGCCGUUGCCUCGCCAACGAAUAAGCGCGGUGGCAGUUCUUUGGUCUCAAGUGUUACGGCUGCUUCGAGAUCGCCUCCACCCAAAAGGGGCCACCAUCCAUCAAACACGAAUGGUGCAGCACCAGGAAGUGGUACUCCUUCAGGGAAAAAGGCUUCAUCGGUACGGCCGUCAGGUCGACCCACUUCUGUUAGUAGAGCAGAGUCCUCCAGCAGAUCGCCCGGAAAGCAAGGAGUGAACAAGCGCUCUCCGUCGCCCGCAAAAGCGCCAAACUCCAAUCACGCAGCCGAGCGCGAAGGUGGGCAACUGAAGAAGUCCGCAGAGCAUCUCGGCGGCCUUCUCGCCUCCUAUCAGCCCGUUGUUUCGAAACUUCGACAAGCAGACAUGGAGUACCUACAAACGCUCACUGGAGUGUCACCAACAGCGGAUGCUACGUCGAAGAACGUCACUCAUCCAGCAUUAUCUCGCGAUGCGGCGUCCGGCUCCCGACGGACAAGCACGGCAGAUCUGUAUGAGCUGACCCGCAACGGCAAACCUUCGCCGCAGACACUGAAAGCGAAGAAACCCGCUGCGAACAAAGCUCGCGCAAGAGUGGGUCCCGCGGUGGCGGUGACGCGUCAGACGCCGGUUCUGCUCGCUCAGCAGGGCGCGAGCAAGUCGAAGACUGACUCUCCUUUAAAGACGGAAGAUCAAACCACGAAUACCCCCCAUCAAGAUGGUAACUUGUUUGAUGAGGCGGUGGCGGUCGACGAGGACGGCGAGCCGGAUGCACCGGAAGCUUGUGGUGAGCGGCAAGAUCUUGCGAGCCCGGCAACAGGAAAGGUCGCAGUUUUUGCCGAAGAUGCAGCUGGUGAGCAAGAUGUGUCCCACGAUGUUGUCGUCGGAGAAUUGAGUUGCACCGCAGAUAUUAACGAGCAACUAGAACAGCCGCACCUUCAGAUUGUAGUGGACCAAUCGGAGUCAUUUGCGGAACAAGACGAAGCCGCUGAAUCUGCUGCCGACGAACACGCGGCUACAGCAGUUUUUGCCACAGUAGAGACGACGAGAAAGUACCAGCAGGAGUUCGUGCGCGCCGAGCCCAAGAGCUCGUACACCACAAUCGAUGAGAACGACUACGGAACCAUUUUCGGCCUUGACACUAUCGACAACUCCCGCCCGGUGUCUAGCACAGCAUCGAGAUAUCGUGUUGCUGGAGAUCGCGUCCCGGUGCUGCCUGCGCCGCAGGAGCACGAGGAGGUGGAUCCUGCGUCUUCAAUAAAUGGAAAUGCAGCAGCUGCAAAUAACGAUCCAGAAGCAUCACCUACGGGAACGGUGACGCAGGAAUUCGACGGCGUAGUGAUCACCGAUCUCUUGCGAACCAAGGAGCGAGCCGAGCACUACUACAUUGGAAGCAGCUCGCACUCUCCUGCCGACAACGGUUCGACGAGCGAAACGCAGCAAUUUGCGGUGCCAUGUGACGCUCUUGCGGCUGGCGCAGGUGAAGUGUCUGGGGGAACGUCAGCUGAGAAUCGGAUUAGCGCGCAGGAGGUCCCAGUUCCUCCGCAAACAAUUUUGACGCCAUUGGACACCUGCGAAAAUAACGCACGGCACUUUCAGUACGAGAACAAAACCGGGGAGCGACCCACAAGCCUUCGGGUGCCGAGGUUGGAUUUGAGUCCCGUUACUUUGGCGGUCAAUACCUCCUUCAGCCGGAGUACCAGCCCAGCACCGCUAAAGCAGCUGGUGUCGCCCUCGUUCGAGCUCUCAAAGCACUUCGAGCUGAAGCCGUUCAAAAUAGCUGCGGCGGUAGGGUGCGAGCAGGGGCAGCGCAUGGUCGCGGGAGUAAAUGAGAUUCAGAUUGGAAAUUCAAUCCUAGCGUCGAGAACUAGUUGUACCCAGAAUCACGACAACUGGAGCUGCAGUCCAGCUAACGCUAACGACAAGGUUCGGGAAGGAGAGCCAAGCAAAAGCCUCAGCAGCUCUUGGUGCUCGCCCACACCAGGUGUAGGUUCUUCCGCCCGCGUUCUUCUUGGGGAAGAGGGCGACGAAAGUUGCGGUCAUGGAGGAGCAUUUUUAGAAAAUGGUCAUGACUAUGGAGAACCCGUGCAUGAUGAUCGACAUGCUGGCGAGGAACAAGAUCAAGGGGAGCAGUCCCAGGUCGUGGAGCAGAUUCGCCGAAACAGCAGAGAGAUCAAUGCUGAGGCGCCGGAAACGUUGAGCAGCAACGUGCUCUUUCACGUGUCCUCGCAGUCGCAGGUCCUCGCAUGUUCGUCGAGUAGUACCUCGCCCAGCAAUCCCGUUAUGGACGUCAGCAUGAAGCUGGCAGACGAACAAUUGACAACGUCGACAAAGAAGUUCAAGCAGAACACCUCAACUUCGCCUGUUGCUGCCCGCCAGCACGACCAUGGAACUAGCAAUAACUUAUCACCGGCACGGUCAAGGAAGAUGGGUACGCGGAGUCCAGCCGCGGGGCGACAACAUGGCGGUGCGCUGAUGAAAAGUCAGUCGCCGAAACGCGCGCCGUCGCCCUGCUCACCAGUUUUAGCAACGCAAGCUGGCAAAACUAACAGGAAUAAGGUCCUUGCGGACGGAGAAAACGCAAGGAAACACGACCAACAUCAUCAUGCAUCCACACUCGCUGCGAAGGGAAGUUCAGGUAGCGGAGUGAAGCCGACGUAUCUCGCCCCAGCGAAUGCCUUACGUGGGACUGACGCCAGCAGCGCCUUUCUGUUUGUAGAAGAUCCGUACUCUGCCGUGGCGAGCGGGCGACGCGGAGACUUCACGCCGCCAGUUCGAGGCAGUGCGCCGUUUGAUAACAAUUUCAACAACAAACUACGCCCUUCCAGCGUUGUGACCACCGCGAAGAAAUUGCAACCGGCUCUUGCGGAGCCCGUUCGCGUUUGGCAGAUGAACCACAAUUCAGCAGAACAACGAGCAGGGGCUUGGCCGCGGUACAGUUUGGGCAGUGCUUCUGUUCUCAAGCCGGCUGUUCUUCCGACAGCAGCCGCAGUGCAACCUCGCAGCAUGACGCAGGCUCCAGCCCUUCUGUCGCGAAACACGAUCGGAAUCACCCGCCCGACGGCGGCUGGGUUGACGCGGGCAGUGAGCGUGCCAAGCUUUCUGCUCCAACCAUUUCCUGCACCCGGGGUUGCGGUCGCAGUCACGUCAACAUCGAAACAGUUUGUGGCAAAUAACGCUGCAAAUAUUAAGGUGCCCACGACAAAUCAACCACCACCAGCAAUGAGCACGCCUCGUACACCUGAGCAGAAGACCCGUGCAAGCACGGCUGCUCUGGCCGUCACGCCAGGCAGUGCCUUCGAGACUGCACCAGCCACAGAUGUCGCGGAGGCAAAUGUGGGCGUCGCUGCUGCAACCGAGAAUAAACUGAAGAAGUGCGUCGAUCACGUUGUGAAAAGUUCGGAAACUCCAAUCGGAAAUCGAAGCGCGUCUUCUGGUGCGGUCGGCUUUUCUUCGCGCCUUCCAACAUUUGCCAACACCGUGGGUCGACUCUUGUCGGCCGUAAGCGGAAGCGUGACCGUUUCGAAGACCACGACCUCUGCGCCUUCUACCGGCCGCUGCCAAACGCCUCCACUGCCCGCGGCAACGACCCGACACACGGCCGGGAGCAGGUUGAAAGGACAACUUCCCGUGACCACGUCGGUGAUGACGCCGCCGCUGCCCGUGCACGUCGCGAUUGAAAAUUGGUCUAACGGGCUACGCUCCUCAGGAACAAUGGGCACGACGAGCGAAGGAGUUCUGCCAAGCGCUGUUGCAAAAAGCUCCGCUGCUUCAACCUUAGUCAAGAAUAAAGGUGCGCUGUCAACGACAGUUAGUGUCGUCAGGGUGAAGAACAAACAAGCUCCAGCAAGUAGAAGUGUAUCACCCGCAGCACGACGCAGUGCCAGCCCGAAACCGAAAGGCAAGAAGGUGGGCGGCGCUUCUCCAGCGAACAAGCAGAUUGUCGUAGAAAAAUCGGGGCCUGAAACCACGACACAGCAAGAACAGCCACAGCCCGCGGUGAUCCGGAGUGCGUCCUCACCUAACUACAACCAGCAAGGUAGCUCGUUGAAGGGCUUGCUUCGGGGUAAGAAGACUGCGUUUCCGCACCUUCAGAUCAGAGAUACCUCGCUCACUCGGCUUACGCGCAUGAAUUUCAGAGAUUACCGCGACGUUUCCCCGGUGCUUGGUUUGAAAAGUCGGAUUGCUGGUAAGAACGGUGGUCUCGAAGAAGAAAGUGAAGUGCCAGUAGGAAAGGACGAAGGCCACGGCAUGCCAUCUAGUAACCUUCAUCUGCGGCCGCAGGGCAUGCAACUGAAGGAGAAGGAACAAGAUGAAAAGCCUGCAUCUGUUGAGAAACCACGGGAAAUCUCGUUACCCCGAUCGGCCUCGAGGACGGAACCAGAGGUUGAAAAGGCUGAACAAGGCGCCAGCCUCACGCAGUACUCGCAUGCGCUUAAGCCGUUCAAGCUGUCGGCAACGAUUCGGCACAAGUCUAAAAAUCUGAUGACCACCGGGUCACUGUCGACAAAAGUCGCGUUGCCGGCGGUAACGCUGUCAAAAAUCCCGCCACUGCACCUGGCAACAAGCGGAAGCGCGAGGCUGCGUUCCUCUUCCUCACCAGCGAAGCAGGAAGACGAAAAAACUGCAGCCCCCGCGAUUGUAGUUGACGGCAGCACAGCAUGCGUAGACGCAGCAACAGGAGAUAAGGAUGAACGUGGUUGCACAUCUACUACUUCUUCACGACAACCACUCAAUUCCUCAGCUCGCAACUCUGAGCAGGGUGCAUCUGCAACUGCAUCCAAGUCGGAAAAUGCGAAUGACGAAGCGAGCGUGAGUCUAGGCGCGAUGAGCCCUGGGAGCUUCUUCGGAAAAUACAAUCGGCAAUUUAAGGAAAUGAAUCAGGAUUGGAAGAACAAGCUCGAGGAGAUGGAGGUGAACUGCCAGAAAACCGAGGAAAAAGCCGCUGCUGUCGCCACACCGACAAAAGCAGAAGAUGGAACUGCUGGAGUCCACUACAGCGCUGAAGACCCAAAAUUGCAAGGACUGCAGCAACAGCAGCAACCUCCUCUCAUGUACUACGCAGAAGCUCCCACCAGUGCCGUUGUUCCGACCUCCAGCGCUGUGCCGAUCAUCGAAAGUGAUGAGGCUGCUCACGAGGACCACCACAUCGUCGAGAAGAAGACCGCGGCCGGAUCAUCGAAGCAGGGGUUUUUGGCAACUGCGAUGUCUUCCUUUUUUGGAGGCGGAAGCCAAGGGAAGGACGAAAAGGAUCAAAUAAGCCAAAGCGGCGGGGACGACGCGAAAACGAAUCAAAAACCGGUACCCGUUGUAGUUGCGCCGGGAGCUGCGGUUUGCGCACAUGGCACCGGAGUAUCAUCCGUUGCCGACGAAGGGGAUGAAAGCAACACUUUUCAUCCGCUUUUGAGAACGGUCGAAACCAAGACCAGUGCAAUUACCAGUGCUGCUACCUCGCCGGUUUUGUUCACCGCCCAGACUGCUUUACCGACCUCAUCAACCACGGUUGUUGCGUCUUCUGCACCGUCUUCUCGGGCUGGUCAGCAGCAAGCACCAACAACCACCGCGGAGACGAAGAAGAACGCAAGUGGGCUGAAAGCGCCGGCAUCUCUGGCGCAGGCAAGUUCCAUUACACUCCCCCGGGCCUCCAGCGCCGCGCUCGCAGCGGUCGGUAGCAGGGUCAAGGAAACACUGAAUAACGCUACCAUUGGUCGUGGCGUUGUCAAGGGCAGCGGCGUGGUUGCCGCAGCACCAGCAGGAGAGAAAGAAGUUCCUUCCUUGCCAUCGGCACCAGAUGUCCGCGAGGAGGAUGAAGUUGCGACCACCGAAACUGCUGCCACCCAUCAGAAGACCGGCAACACUGUUCGUUUUCAGUUGCCGGCCCCCGGAAUAGCGACGGCCUCUGCACCCGCGUUCGCGAGUCAUCAAGUCAAGGGCAGCACAGCUGUCGCGCCUCUCAGUUUUCAGAGUAGACUAGCUACAACCUCUGUGUCAUCUACUUCUUCGUCCUUGAAACUGACUCCAUCUGCCUCCCGACUUGGUCCGGUGCAGCAGCAGCUGAUCCGUCCGGAGUUGGCGAACUAUUUGUUCAAUUUGUGGCAGACGGGAAUCCCGCUGACAAACACGCAACAACAGCAGUUAAAACUCUACCUGGAAACCAACUACAAAUCUGACGAACCAGCAGCGGCCGCGUCUCCUCUCGGCCCCCCGUCCGUUUCGGAAUUGAACGGGGCAAGCAGUCCCGUGGUGGCGCCGGCUCUGUCCAUGUUUCGGCCAGACGAGAGCGACGAUCCCGUGGACCAUGCCAUUUACGACUGCAUUUUGGGUUGUCGCGAAAAAAAUCCCGGCGUGGAGCUGCACGUGCAGAAGCUGAGCCAGGGCAUGUACCGGUUUGGGCUGCGCGAAACGCUCUGCGACAUCGACCCCACGGUCCAGCUGCGCAGUCGGGGAAAGAACACGUUGGUGCGCGUCGGUGGCGGUUGGGAACCCUUGCGCAACUACUUAGCGAAGAAAUUUGGGAUCGACAUGGAGACGUGAAAAAUUUAUAAGGUUUUUUGCAACGAGCUGCAUUUUCUUGCACGGUGAUAGAUUCAUCAACAGUCGGAGUCGAUUCACGGUCUGCAGUACGUACAGCUAGUUGUUUGUCUGUAACUGUUUUGUCCGCACAGAGAAAUCCUGUAGCACUGGUUGUGGUUGCAUUUUUACAAACUGCGUGUCGUACUCGCAGCAGGAAGUGGUUCUCCGCAUGACAAAGACAAAGUAAGGAGCUGUGCUUUUUGUUGAAACUGAGAGGCAUCAUGACGAAUGGUUGACGUUGAUACCCAUGCUUCAUUUUCGAGUUUUCAAUUUCUGCUUUUCCUUGUACUUUUCGUUUGUGCUCUGACUCUAAACGCAAACUAGUACGAAACUUAGUCUACUAACUUUGUCACUUUCUUGAAUAUUAGAAAUAGAACUGAACCUUUCGCAGAGUCGUGGCCAUGACUACAUCGCUGGCUUUAGAGAAGAUAUUUUUACCAAGAAGAAGAAUACAAACAAUGAGCGACUUGUGUAUCAAACGUUAUAGAACACCAACUGCAUUCUUCUACUAGUCCUGGCCUCCGUGUAACGAACUUAACACUAGGAACUCGCAUCACGUAGCUAACUCUUCCAGGUGUAACAAGACCGCCCCACCACAAAAGCCCCUAGCUAGAGAGCGGGGCGGGGGAAGGUUGGGGGGCGGGCGGGGCACCCCAGUGUUACCGCAGGGGCUUGGUGGGGCGGGCCCUCUGUUUAACCACGGAGAGGGGCGGGGGCCCCCUGCGUUCGUGGCCUGCGCCCGCAAGGGCGGGUGGUGGUGGCCCCCUGCUUUCCCUCUAGCGGGUGGGCGGGUGCGAAGCAAAGGCUCCCUGCCUUCCCAAGCGAGCGACCGACCGAACGGGGCGGGGCCCCCCGGCGGGUGGAGGAGAAGGGCCGGCGGGAGGAAGUUGGCUGGGGGGCGGGGGCCCCCUGUGUUCCUUGGCGCGGCUGAGAGGGUGCGAAGCUGGGGCCCCCUGCGCUACCACGGGGAUUGGCGGGGGCCGCCCGCCUCGCCAUUGAGAGGGGCGGGGGCGGGGCGGGGGGGCCCCCUGUGUUCGCGGCCUUUUGCGGCAAAGCUUCCUUGGGGAUGGGGCCGUCUGUGUUUCCCCUAGCUAGCGGGCGGAAGGGCGUGAAGCGGGGGCCCCCUGCCUUCCCUAGUGGGCGACGCACGGACCGGCCCGCCGGGCUUGGGGCGCCAUGCGCGCGGGCGGGGGGGGAUGGAAGUGGUCAGGGUCUCCUUUGGCAACAAACGAACCAAAGGCGGGGGGUGGAGGCCAGUGGUGGGCCAGAUAUCGACCGGGCGGCGGGCCGGGUCCGAAGGAAGGAACGAAGGCGGGGGGCCCGAGUUGGUUCGCUAGCCCCCCGCCCCCAGACGGCGCGGCGCAUACGAAAGCCCCAAUCCCCCCCCUGCCGCCGUGGUUUAAAGCUAGCGCCGCUCGGCCCUUUUUUUAUUUUCGCGGCGGGCUUCGGUGGCGCCCCCCUUCUUCGCACCCCAGUCAGGGCCGGAUGGGCCCGGGCGUCGGUCCGUGGUUUGUCUGGCGCCAGCCUGUUUCUUUGGAUCGCACGCGCGCCGACCCAUGCUGGCCAUCUAAUGAGGUGAGCCCAAGCAACAAAGUGGGCCCGGCCCGCCCGCCUUGCCGGGGCGGGGGGCGCCAAGCUUACUAAUCCGCAAGCGCGCCGCCUUCGCCCGGGCAACCACCCUCGCACAGCGGAAAUACCCGGGGGCCCAUCCCUUUGGCCGCGGGGAAAGCGCGUAGCCGCCGCAUCUCGGUACUUUGCCGCGCACGGGCCUAGGUUGGCACGCAGGCAAGCGGGCGCCCAUCGGCCCCUUCUCUUUUUGCCGCGCACCCACCCCAAGGAAGGAAGGGGCCCCGGCCUUCUGGUAUUUGACAACGGACAAAGGCAAACGAAUCCGCGCAGCUUGGUAAGGUUUUUGCUUCUUUGCGUGGAUGCUGCAAAAGGCCGCGGAAGGACGGGCGCCCGGGCAUGCCGCCCCUUCCCUCUUCUGCAUUGCCCGCCGCGCCAUCUCUUCCUGUCUGAUGUUCCCGCCCCCUUUGCCUGGGCAUCCGAUUGGGCGCGCGCCGCCCCCGGGCGCCAUUGUCGAAGCGGCCGCGCGGCAACUUGUUCCGCCUUUCCUAUCACCUCGCGCGCCCCUUGCAUGCCCCACGCGCACGCCCAAGGCCUUUCGUUCCUGCUUGGACCAAUGCAAGGGCGGGCGCGCGGGGCCCCGCGAUUUCGGCUCGAUCGGGCGGCAAUUGGCCACCCGAAGUGCAGGCGGGCGCGCCCGCGGCCCGCCGGGCGGUCCCGGAGGCCCUGCCCUAGAGCGGCCCGCCGCCCUUUCUUUAUAUUUAUUGACUAUUUUCUUUUGCCGCGCCUGUUUUUCGUUGUGCGCAGAUCUCACUCCUUGUUUUCCGGUGCGGCAGUGAAGUUCUUUCUUCUUUCACAAUCGACGGGAAGAACAAAUACAAUGCUUGCCCCACGACGCAGUCGUGGGGAGUGGUUCUUAUUGACUAUUUUCUUUUGCCGCGCCUGUUUUUUUCCGCAGCGCGGUUUUUAGCAGAGGUAUUCUGGCGACCCUACCUCGGGGCGGGCGUAUUGGGGGAGGGGGGCAGUUGGGGGCAGGAAAUUAUGGGGCAGGAUGAUUGCAGGAUGCGAAGUUGCAGGAUGCGAAGUUGCAGGAUGCGAAGUUGCAGGAUGCGAAGUUGCAGGAUGCGAAGUUGCAGGAUGCGAAGUUGCAGGAUGCGAAGUUGCAGGAUGCGAAGUUGCAGGAUGCGAAGCUGCAGGAUGCGAAGCUGCAGGAUGCGAAGUUGCAGGAUUUCCGCCAGAGGUCGCGGCCCCGGAGUUGGUUGAGGUCGCGGAGUUGGUUGAGGUCGCGGAGUUGGUUGAGGUCACGGAGUUGGUUGGGGUCGCGGAGUUGGUUGGGGUCGUGGAGUUGGUUGGGGUCGUGGAGUUGGUUGGGGUCGGGUAGUUGGUUGGGGUCGGGUAGUUGGUUGGGUGUUGCGAGUUGGUUGAAGUGUUUUGUUUUUUUUUGGCCUUAUUAACAUUUUUCACCGUACAACUACAAGUUUUUUGUUUCAGUUGCAAAGAUUUUUUAGUCUGUCUCUGUACUUCUAAAGCCAACGGUGACGGUACUCAAUGGUGUCGCUUCAAAAGUUAUGAAAUUUGGUCGUUUUGGAUACAUAUUGUUUGAAGAUGGGGUAUGCGUAUGACGGUUUCAGAUGCUUGGCAACUACAUGAUAUUUUCAAUAAUUUACGUUUUCACAUUGUAUCAAUUUUUGACGGAAUCUAGUUUCAUCUUAGAUUGGGUUGCGAGUAAAAACAUGACAUCUGUUAUUUGCAGCCCUGAGUUUCUCUUUUUCUACUUCAUCAUGUCUAUAAAUUUGAUGCUGGUAUUUGGUGAAACUGAAGCGAGGAGGACGACUACAAUACAAUAAAUUUGACGCAAAAGUGAAACCAAAAAACUCUGAGAACAAACAAGAAAAUGAGAGCUUUCUCAUAGCCAAA
Molecule: messenger RNA, 12561 nt
Organism: Amoebophrya sp. A120
Lineage: Eukaryota; Dinophyceae; Syndiniales; Amoebophryaceae
Source: the annotation of a GenBank genome assembly